Molecule: messenger RNA, 1606 nt
Organism: Molossus molossus (Pallas's mastiff bat)
Lineage: Eukaryota; Metazoa; Chordata; Mammalia; Chiroptera; Molossidae
Gene: CDK10
Product: cyclin dependent kinase 10
Exons: 13
Coding region: 32-1114 (360 amino acids)
Biological process (GO): protein phosphorylation; regulation of mitotic cell cycle
Cellular component (GO): nucleus
Molecular function (GO): ATP binding; cyclin-dependent protein serine/threonine kinase activity
Source: RefSeq, a predicted model, not a curated record
GCGCAGCGGGGCGGCUGGUGCAGCGCUCGGCAUGGGGGAGCCGGAGCCGGAGCCGGAGCAGAUCCGCCUGAAGUGUGUCCGUAAGGAAGGCUUCUUCACGGUGCCCCCGGAACACAGGCUGGGACAGUGCCGGAGCGUAAAGGAGUUUGAGAAGCUGAACCGCAUUGGGGAAGGCACCUACGGCAUCGUGUAUCGGGCUCGGGACACCCAGACAGAUGAGAUUGUCGCCCUGAAGAAAGUACGGAUGGACAAGGAGAAGGAUGGGGUCCCCAUCAGCAGCCUUCGUGAGAUCACGCUGCUCCUCCGCCUUCGCCAUCCAAAUAUCGUGGAGCUGAAGGAGGUGGUUGUGGGGAACCACCUGGAGAGCAUCUUUCUGGUGAUGGGUUACUGUGAGCAAGACCUGGCCAGCCUUCUGGAGAACAUGCCAACGCCCUUCUCUGAGGCCCAGGUCAAGUGCAUUGUGCUGCAGGUGCUCCGGGGCCUCCAGUACCUACACCAGAACUUCAUCAUCCACAGGGACCUGAAGGUUUCCAACUUGCUCAUGACUGAUAAGGGCUGCGUGAAGACAGCGGAUUUUGGCCUGGCUCGGGCCUAUGGCAUCCCAGUGAAGCCAAUGACGCCCAAGGUGGUCACUCUGUGGUACCGAGCCCCAGAACUGCUGCUGGGAACCACCACGCAGACCACCAGCAUUGACAUGUGGGCCUUGGGCUGUGUCCUGGCUGAGCUGCUGGCCCACAAGCCCCUUCUCCCUGGCACUUCUGAGAUCCACCAGGUGGACCUGAUCGUACAGUUGCUGGGGACACCCAGCGAAAACAUCUGGCCAGGCUUCUCCAAGCUGCCCCUGGUCAGCCAGUACAGCCUGAGGAAGCAGCCGUACAACAACCUGAAGCACAGGUUCCCGUGGCUCUCGGAGGCCGGCCUGCGCCUGCUGAACCUGCUCUUCAUGUAUGACCCGAGGAAGAGGGCGACAGCGGGGGACGGCCUGGAGAGCUCCUACUUCAAGGAGAAGCCCUUGCCCUGUGAACCGGAGCUCAUGCCUACCUUCCCCCACCACCGCAACAAGCGGGCCGCCGCGGCCACGUCUGAGAGCCAGAGCAAGCGCUGCCGGCCCUGACGCCAGAGGCCCAUGAGAUCCGACUGGACCCUCAGCUGGGACGCACCAGCUGCUUCAGCUGGCGGCACGGAUUCCUGCUGCCUUUGCCCGGUGCUGCCCCAGAACAGCAGGGCGUGGACGCAGGGUGAUGCGUGCGGGGGUACAUCCUGAGGCUGGCCCUACCUGGGCUGUGGUGGCACCAUCUAGUAGCACUUCUGGGUCCUGCCCAUUGCCACACCCUUGGCUCCUAGCAGCUCAGGAAGUGCCCACUGGGUGUUGCUGGCUUGGGAUAUGCAGACCGCUCAUGGAUGCUGUGCCCUCUCUUGGUCACCAAGGUCUGCCUGGGGCAGCGCUGGUGGGACUCUGUGGGGAGAAGGGACUGGGUGUAGGUUGGACUGGGGUCUGGGCCAAGACCACUCUGACACUAGAGCAAGGUCCCUGCUGGGGCAGGGCCCCAAGGGGAAGGGUGUGGUUGGUGCUUCAGGAACUCGGAGAUAAAAGCUUUCCUGACAG